This is a messenger RNA of Penicillium brevicompactum, 3201 nucleotides long. Its product is annotated as ankyrin repeat domain-containing protein. The transcript is spliced from 2 exons. Lineage: Eukaryota; Fungi; Ascomycota; Eurotiomycetes; Eurotiales; Aspergillaceae. The coding region runs from base 1 to 3201 and encodes 1066 amino acids. The record is from RefSeq and is a predicted model, not a curated record. Gene Ontology annotation, molecular function: protein binding.
AUGCCGACCGCCCUGGUAUUCGCCUCGACUUUUUUUUUCACCGCUCGGGGUGCACAGAUGCAACGUACACCACUAGGAAUGCUCAGAUCAUUGAUGAACCAGCUUUUCGACCGCGAUCCAACUGUACGUCCUCAGAUACGUGAGAAAUACGACCGGCGAUGUAAGCAGUUUGGGUAUGGCAAACGUCAGUGGGAAUGGCCACAGGUGAUGCUAGAAGAAUUACUAGCAAGUGCCAUUCUAGCAUCAGCCAACCAACAGCACGUGAUGGUUUUUGUGGAUGCUCUUGACGAGGCCGGGGCUAAAUCUGCUCAGCAGCUGGCAGAAUAUUUUCAUCGCCUCGUCGAUCACGCCGAGAAAAUGAAACUAUGCAUCCAAGUUUGUAUCUCAUGUCGACACUAUCCUAUCAUGGAAAGUGGACAGGCUAUAGAGAUAAAGGUGGAAGAUCAUAAUCAGCAAGACAUUGCCACAUAUGUCCAAGACAAACUUGUGAAGACAGAGGCCAAAGACAACGCCAGCCAGAAGAUGAGGGAAAUGCUAGUCGAGCAGUUAACCCAGCAAGCGAAUGGAGUUUUCCAAUGGGUUCAUAUUAUGAUUCCCCUCAUCGAGCGGAAAGUUCGUGAAGGAGAAUCGUUUGACGACAUCUGUUGCUGGUUACGCGAGGUCCCAGCUGACCUGGAAGAUGUUUACACGUAUAUUCUGAACGACGUGAUAGAGAAGAGAAACCGCGAGCAGUCAUUUGUCUUCUUUCAAUGGGUAUGUCUGGCUGAGCGACCUCUAACUGUGACCGAGAUGCGAUAUGCUCUCGUGGCUAUGAAUGUGCGGGAACCGCUGUCUCCGAAGAAAUGGGAAAGAAUCUCCGGUUUCAUCAAAAGCAACGAAAAAAUGCUGUCAAGAAUCAAGGCUCUUUCCGGCGGACUAGCCGAAGUCGUCCCAAGCGGGGAUAAGAAUGAGACUGUACAGGUAGUACACCAGUCAGUUAAUGAUUUCUUGCGCAAAAAAGGGCUUCAAGCUUUGUGUCAUAAUAUCGGCAUGAGCAUGUCGUCCAUGAACGAGAAUACGAUUCUUUCUCAUUGCCAGGCAACUCUCUACCGAUCGUGCUUAGUGUAUCUUGCAACAGUUCAUAUACUGGCAGGAACCAGCGGGCUCAAAGGAACUAAAGAGGGCCUUAUCCAAGAAUAUUCGUUGAUUCAUUAUGCCACUACGAACCUAUUUAUUCAUGCGGAAAAAGCUGCUGAGAUUCGUUCCGAUGUUCUACAGGAUGAGAAAGAGAUUCUACAACGAGUGCUCAGUUUUUGGGUCGGGAGUUACCAGAAACUAGAUGAGUAUAACGGACUAUGCCCACCAAGAGGCACAACACUGUUACAUAUGGCUGCCGCUGCCAACCUAAAGGAUCUCAUCGAGCCUGUGGUGUCGGAUAUUCAGGAUGUCGCUAUAAGGAACACAGAUGGAGAUACAGCGUUACACUUGGCAGCCCGAGGGGGUCAUGUCACGGCCGGCAAAAUACUCCGGAGGAAGGGAGCCGACCAAGAGGCCAAGAGUCACAACGGCAAGACACCAUUAUAUGAGGCAGCCAGUGGUGGAUAUACAUACUUUGUCAAAUGGCUCCUUGAGGAGGGCGUGAAUGUGGAAAUAGGAGGGAGUCGAGGUGCGCUACAAGCAGCUUCUCUUGGAGGCUAUGAGGGCCUUGUGGGGAUAUUGCUUCAAGCUGGCGCCGAUGUCAACGCCCAGGAUGGUCAAUACGGCAACGCCUUACAGGCCGCUGCAUGGAGAGGAAGCCCUGAGACAGUGCAGAUACUGCUCGAAGCUGGCGCCGAUGUCAACGCCCAGGGUGGUGAAUAUGGCAACGCCCUACAGGCUGCUGCAUACAGGGAAAGCAGUGAGAUCGUGCAAAUGCUUCUCAACGCUGGCGCCGAUGUCAACGUCCAGGGUGGUCAAUACGACAACGCCCUACAGGCUGCUGCAUACGGGGAGAGCAGUGAGACGGUGCAAAUGCUUCUCAACGCUGGCGCCGAUGUCAACGUCCAGGGUGGUCAAUACGGCAACGCCCUACAGGCUGCUGCAUACGGGGAGAGCAGUGAGACGGUGCAAAUGCUUCUCAACGCUGGCGCCGAUGUCAACGUCCAGGGUGGUCAAUACGGCAACGCCCUACAGGCCGCUGCACAUGAUGGAAGACCUGAGAAAGUGCAGAUACUGCUCGAAGCUGGCGCCGAUGUCAACGCCCAGGGUGGUGAAUAUGGCAAUGCCCUACAGGCUGCUGCAUACAGGGAAAGCAGUGAGACGGUGCAGAUACUGCUCGGAGCUGGCGCCGAUGUCAACGCCCAGGGUGGUGAAUAUGGCAAUGCCCUACAGGCUGCUGCAUACAGGGAAAGCAGUGAGACGGUGCAGAUACUGCUCGGAGCUGGCGCCGAUGUCAACGCCCAGGGUGGUGAAUAUGGCAACGCCCUACAGGCCGCUGCAUGUGAUGGAAGCCCUGAGAAAGUGCAGAUACUGCUCGAAGCUGGCGCCGAUGUCAACGCUCGAGGUGGUGAAUAUGGAUCAUCUCUCUUGGCGGCUAUUCAUGAGGGCUAUGCUGAUGAAGUUCAAAUCCUUCUUCGUGCCGGAGCAGAUUCUCUGUUAAAAGAUAAACUUGGCCGCACUCCUCUUCAUAUUGCCGCUUCAAAGAACAUGCUCCAUAUUUUCCGUUUGUUUCCACAACUAGCGUCAGCCCUCAAUAACUAUAGCGACUUCCUACAAACUCCCCUCCACCUGGCAGUUUGUCAUGGUCACAUUCGUUUCGCUAUUGCCCUUCUCAAUUCUGGUGCUGAUCCGUCACUUCCAGAUGGUUAUGGUCGACAUAUCAUGGACUUGGCAUCCGAUCACGAAACCCUACUGCAGGAAAUACAUUGUAAUCACUGCUCUGAUUUGGUGUUGACGCCUCCUGAUACUCAAGAGGUGACUGUUCAUCGAUCAGUACUUAAACUCAUCGAGGCAUUUCCAUAUUCCAAAUCCAAGUCCUCAUGGCUCAUUCUACAACAAUUAGGCCGCUAUUUUUUGUUUCUUGGCCAAUUCAACAACGCGCGCUAUCUGUUCCAGCUUCAUCUACGUCAGGGUGUUUCCUCCAAAACGGAUAUCUGUCAGAUCUCCUGCAAUAUGUGCAACCGGAUUAUCACCGGGACUCGCUUUAAGACUCCCAAUUCACCGGGGUACUUUCAGAGCGAUUGA